Messenger RNA from Plasmopara halstedii, 1950 nucleotides. RefSeq names its product tkl protein kinase. NCBI's taxonomy places the organism in Eukaryota, Oomycota, Peronosporomycetes, Peronosporales, Peronosporaceae. The record is from RefSeq and is a predicted model, not a curated record. Gene Ontology annotation, biological process: protein phosphorylation. Bases 1 to 1950 code for a protein of 649 amino acids. The transcript has 6 exons. Gene Ontology annotation, molecular function: protein kinase activity; ATP binding.
AUGCACCCCACUGAACGGAGCUUUCUUUGCGCAGUGGGGCUUUUAUCUGCCGUGGCAGUUCAAGACGCGGCUACUCAGAACACAAUUAAUGUAGCAUGUGAAAGGCGAAAUGCGACGCUCAGGGUGAACGAAAUGAGCUCAUCAUAUCAGUGUUCAGAUGUCGAGAAUUGGACCCCGCAGCCAAUCAAUGCAGGCGACGUUAUGGUUAGUGUGGCAGCAGAUAUACUGACGAUGGAGCUGCAGAGCUCUUCAGCAGCAACACUAAACUUUGUCGCCAUUAACGGAAUCUCAACAUUGGCCUCGGCUCACACCGACUCGUUGAAUUUUGCAAGCUUUCACAAUCUUAAGAGCUUGACUUUCCAAGGUGUCGAAUUUGAACCAUCAAGCGUCAAAUUGGUCGUACCCAAUACCGUUACCGAUAUUCAUUUAAUUGGGGCGGCGCUGAAGGACCUAUCACUGCCAAAUCACUCCGAUGGUCUGGUGAAAAUUGAAUUAAACGAUACGUCGAUAAGUCAUUUUCCAAAGUUCUUAUAUGAACGAAGGCUGAAUCCUAAUAUGAAUAUUGUUGUGGACUUAUCAACUGUCACUACAACAACCGUUUUGAAUGCAAGAGAGUCCGUAAAUCUAAAUGCAAACGCGAAGACAUUAUCAUCACAGGACUGGGCUAGACAACUAACAUCGUCUUGCUCGACGCAGAGCCUUUUCAACUCAAUUCGAGUUACUCGAAAAAAUGGCACGACGGUAUUUUUAUGCACGCCACAGUACUCGUCCGCGACUGAUGACGUUGUGCUGGAAGAUGUAUAUUCCGCACCAUCUGGCAUAAAUGACUCUGACACUUCGAGCUCUAGUUCAGAUGAUGCCAGCAGCGGUAUUUCGACGGGAGCAUUGAUUGCAAUUAUCGCUACGGUCUUUGUCUUUGUUGUGAUUUUGGCAUUCAUUUGUUUGCGCAUGUACUUUAAGCGCAAUGUUGAGAAUGCAAACGCUCAUGGCAACGAAGCGACAGCAACGCUAAUGAGCAAGGGCGAUACGGCUACUGAGAAAGGCUCAUUUUUAUCGAAUGAUGAAUUGCUGCGAAACUUUUGGCUGCCUCAGAGUGAUGUUGCACUCGUAAAAUCUCAGGGUAACGGCCGCUUAUACGCUGGCGAAUAUAAUGGUAGUAAGGUCAUGAUAAAGCGCAUAGAGUCCGAGGUGACAGACUCGCGCGUAACAAAGGCGCUGAUGGCCCAAGCACGAACAUUUGCGACGAUAGCACACCCCAACAUUUCGAAUCUCGUGGGCGUCACAUGGCUGGCUGGCACUGAUUUUGCAGUUGUCACUGAGUUUAUGGAUAUGGGCACCUUGAAAGCUGUGCUUGCAAAUGUGACCGUCAACCUAGACAUGACUACCAAGUUAAAUAUGUGCUAUGAUAUUGCUACGGCUCUAGCAUACUUGCACGAAUCAGCUCAGAACUUUUGUGUGAAGAGGCUUUCGAGCCGGAAGGUACUCGUAAACAAGGCAUAUAAGUGCAAACUAAACUUGUACGAUUGUGUACAUAGCUCUGCCAAAUUCGGAGGCCCAAACGCGGCAGCCACGUACUCGUAUGGUAUGGGCGAACUUGUGUGGCUAUCACCAGAAAUUAUUACACGGUCAUCACCAAUGGACGCGCGCAGUAACAAUAUUUACGCUUUUGGCGUCUUAGUAUGCGAAAUUCUGACGCGCGUAACACCAUAUCGAUCGCUUAUUGAAAAUUUGGGCAACACCAAGUCAGAUAUAGAACUCGUCGAACGAAUUCGCCGCCAGGAAGCGUUAAUACCUCAUGAGAAUCGACAAGAAUUUAUCACAGCACCAGCAAGUGUGCGGCAAAUGGUUGAGCAGUGCCUAUCCUAUGCACCUAUGAGCCGGCCGACAGCCAAAGACCUUGUGGAUGUUUUGCGCGAUGCCAAGGCAGAAUUAUCGACCAACAACAUUUGA